Messenger RNA from Marmota monax (woodchuck), 4915 nucleotides. RefSeq names its product small integral membrane protein 44 (gene Smim44). NCBI's taxonomy places the organism in Eukaryota, Metazoa, Chordata, Mammalia, Rodentia, Sciuridae. The record is from RefSeq and is a predicted model, not a curated record. The coding region runs from base 2830 to 3258 and encodes 142 amino acids. The transcript has 5 exons.
GGGCUCUAGAGAAGCAGCCCUGCGGCCUAGCCUCCACCCGCCACCUGCUCCCAUCAGGGCCACCGGACCCUCUGGGUCCCACCUGGCUCUCCACGUCCUCUGCUUGGCCACUGCCCCGGGUGGCCUGAUCACCCAAGAAACAGGUCUGAAGGUGGGACUGGGCCCACAGCUGCCCCUCUGUGCCCCCAAGUCCAAAAGGCUGUUGGCAAAACACACGGGACUCACUUCCUGGGGCCGUUCCCUGUGGCUUCUGCCCUGAGCCCCCAUGCUCCUGCCAGCCUCUGCCCGCUCAGGGCCUGGUCCUCCUCAGAGGCUGACCUGUGGGCUCCCUUGGCCACCCGCCCACCUGCUCCCUGCCCUGCCUGCGGCCUUGGUGCUCCCCAGGACACCGCGGCGCCUCCAGACCUGCAGCUUGGGUUGGGUUGUAUCCCCAGAAGGUGACUCCAAGUCUGACCCCACACCGGGGAGUGUGACCUCGUCUGGAGGAAGGGUCUUGUGGGUGUUUUCCGGACUCAGGUUUGAUCCUCCUAGAUCUGGGGCGGGCCGAAUCCCGUGACCCACCCUUCCUGGAGACAGAAAAGGGCCAGGUGCCAUGGCUGCACCCGCCAUCCCAGUUACACUGGAGGCUGAGGCAGGAGGAUGGCAAGUUUGAGGCCUGACAACUCAGCAAGACCCUAUCUCAAAAAGCUGUGGGGUGUGGCUUAGAGGAGCACCUGCCCAGGCAGGUGCCAGGCCCUUGUCCAGGCUGCUCGGGCCCAACAGGAGGGUCACUAGUGCCCUCAACUCUCAGGCAGCCUGAAACAGCACCAGAGCAGGAGCGCGCCCAAGACCGCGGGCAGCCGCCUCAGCCCAGGUCUGAGGAGGCUGUGGUCAGGCUGGGCCACAAGCAGGGGCCCAGGCCCUCCCUGGGGGCCUCCCCUUGACCCUGCUCCCAAGGCAGCGGCUUCCCCCAGAAGCAGGAGGUCAGGGAAGGCGACACAGCGGCCUGGUUGCUGGGCAGCAUGGAGGAUGGGCUGGGGUCCUCCCUCUUGCCUGCUCACUGCUCAGCCCCCCGCCACGCAGCCAGGCAGGCCCGGCCUCUGCUCCACAGCACGGACCUGGGGAGCCUCGCCACUGCCCUGGCCGUCUCUGCAUGCAGCCUCCCCCUGGGGCCCCUCCCCGUCCCUCGGCAUUUUGGGUGGCCCUAGCCCUGCCUCCAGCCCGGACCCCCCAGAGGCCCUGACGUGGGCACCAGGAGCCUAGUCUACAGCGCAGGCCCCUGAGUCCUAGGCCAGGGAGCUGGGUGCGGCGUGUGUUGGGGGCACAGGGUGAGCCCAGGCCUCACGUGUGCCAGGCAGAGCUCCACCGUUGAGCCACACCUCAGCUUUUUAAAGAUUCCCCUUUGAGAGGCUCUUCUGAGUCCCCGGGCUGGCCCCCCGGGGCAUGUGACCAACCCAUUUCACAGAGGAGCUGCAGAGUCAACAGCUGGGGCGAGGCCCUAGACGGCUGGCCUCUGAACCCAGGCUCCUCGGCCUGCUCUCAUGCCUUGUCCUGGCCUGUGCCACCCACGGCCCACGUUCCUCCCGCGUCCCCCUUAGGAGUGGGGACUGUCAUUCCCGUGCUCAGCCUGGGAGCAUCAGGGUUGAGUCAAUUGUGGUGUCCCCCAUCCAGACCGGCCUGGCCACCUGUGCCCUGGUCUGGGCUCCCACUUGUCCUCCCCACGACAGCCACCAGAGGGGGCCUGUGAGCACUGAGCCUGGCCCCUUGCUCCUCUCCCACAGCCCACAGCUUCCCCCCCCCCCCCCCCCCCCCCCCCCCCCCCGUCAAGGCCCGUAGCCCACAGGACCUGCCCUGCCUCCCCUCCUCCCUCUGCUCUGGCCACACAGGUCCUGGAUGUGCCACCAGCUGGGCUCUGGUGCCUGGUGCUCCCAGCGGACUCCCUUCCUCCUGAGGUUUCUGCUCCAGGGACCACUCCUUGGUGAGGCCGGGCCACCCUGCCUCCUGCCUGGAGGUUGAGCCCAGACACUCUACCACUGAACUGGCUCCGGCCCUUUUGAAAUCUGGUUUUUUUCUGGGGGGGGAUGAGUACCAGGGAUCGAGCUCAGGGGCACCGAGCCCACCCCAGCUCUAUCUUGAAUUUUAUUCAGAGACAGGGUCCCACUGAGUUGCUCAGCGCCUCGCUGUUGCUGAGGCUGGCUUUGGACUUGUGAUCCCCCUGCCUCGGCCUCGGGAGCCGUGGGAGCCGCUGGAUGACCGUGUGCGCUGGAGCUCCUUCCCUGCCCCACGCCCCUCUCCACCCCCCACCCUCGUGUCGGUGCUCCAUCUCCCGACAGCAGAGAGGGCCUCCAGGAGGCACAGCAGCAUCCUGGGACCUGAGGACGUGGCUGGCCACUGGGUCCGGGGGCCACGCCUGCCAUCCAGCUGCUUAGGCUGAAGCACCGGAGGGCCAGUUUCAGGCCACCUGUCAAUUUAGUGAGACCCUGUCACAAAUAAAAUCUGAAAGGACUGUGUGUGUGGCUGUGGUUAGCACUUGCCCGCAGAGAUGGGGCCCUGGGUUCCAACCCAGACUGCCGAACACGAGGGUGCCCACAGUAGGUGCUCAAUCAAUGUGAACGAAUGAAUCACAGGCCAGCUAUGAGAAACCCGGGUGGGUGUUCUCAGGAGAAGGCCGGCGAGUGCCAGGGCCCUGGGGCAGGGAGGGUGCAGGAACUGCUGAGGCACAAGCAGCUUGUGUGUGAUCGCUGCAGACAGAUGGAGGCCUGGGGAGCCUCGCAAUCCUCUUAGUUCAAAGCCCCUUAAUACUUCCGCUGCACGGGUCACCUCCGGGCUUCCCUGCUCCAGGUGGCCGCCAUGCCGGGGUUGGCGGACAGGGAGGAGACCAAGGACUGGAGCGCUGCCCCCCCGGUGUAUGAGGAGUACCGGCCGCCCCCGCUGGACACCAUCCGCCUGCCUAGGUACGGGCUAUACCUGCUGAUAGCCGCGUUCCUGGUGGUGGCGGUGGCCUACGCCAUUGUCGGGCACCUCAUCAAAGACCUGGCCCACGACUUGGCCGACUGGGCAUUCGGCCCGAAGUCAGACCAAGAGGAGACGCCUCGCCGGGAGCGGGCCACCAGGGUGGCCGGGGAGGACCUGGAGGAACUGGACCUGGCCUGGCAGGACGAGGAGACCCUCGAGGGCGGAGGACAGGGCGUCCCCUUGGAAUCCCCCGCCCGGGACCCCCAUCAUCCCUCCAUCAUCUUCAGGGACCCCCAGGUCCAAAGCUCCUGGAGGCUGGAGUGAGGGGGGUCCUGGCCCCAGUUCCAGCCCCUCGGAUGCUGCGGGGUUGGAACCCGUGGCCCCCAGAGCCUCUCCGCCGACCCCCAUCCCUGGGGAGAAGCUCCCUCUCAGCUGGAGAGCUUGGUGGCUGGACACUGGCCAUUGCCAUCUGCCCUGCUUCCCCAGAGCCUGGCCCUGCCCAGCCUCCAGCCAGCCCUGCGCAGUCUGUGAAUGGGGAGCAACGAGGCACCCGGACAUUAAACCAGCGGUCAGCCCUCUGCCCGCGCCCGUGACUGCUGAGUCAGCCCUGCCCUGCCCCGCGGGCUCCGUCACCCAGCAGGACUCUGCCCGAGUGACAGACCUGUACACCGGGCCAGUGAGACCUGGCCAGCCAGAGCAGAGGGCCUUUUGUGGAGCAGCAGCGAGGUGGCCCUGACCCCCCCACACCGUGUCCCCCCCCACCCACAGCUCCCUGUCCCCUCUCGGCCCCGGGCCUGGUUGUCGGGGGCUCCUGGUCGCCAGACUGAGGCUUCCUUCGCUUCAGAACCUUGCACAGGGUGGGGCACACAGCAGGGGCUGAAUGUAUGCCCACCUGGCAGCACGGAGUGGCCCAUGCUUGUCCUGGGCUGUGUGGCUGAGCUCCAGGACAGCUCUGUUUAGUGACCCGUCGGCCCAUAAGUUGUGGUCAGACCUCUGGGACACAGGACUCCUGUGUAGACAGUAGGUGCUCAUACGUGUGUGUCACAGGCUUUGGGCAGGCUUUCACGUGCCAGGGCCAUGGCUGCUCCCGUGGCUACUGGGGCAGGGUCCUCCUUGGCCUGGGCAGGGCUGACUCCCCUAAUGACCUAAGGACCAAGGCCGAGGACAGAGAGCCUGGAGCCUGAGUCAUCUGCGGUCCCUGGUGUCCCAAUCCUCAGCCAGUAGAGCAGCCCACCCUGGCGGUGCGUGGUGGGCAGGUGGCCCUGAGGGCUGACCGGCUGCCGCGUCCUCUGGCUGUGGCUACGUGGGGCUCCCCUGGCUCUGUACUGAGGGCUGCAGAAUGUUGUGGGUCACCAAGAGAAGGAGAGGGGGGACGUGCCAGCCACCAGCCAGGAGCCGACAGGCGCCUGCCAGCACCCAGGGUGGCUCAGACCCCAGGUGCAUCUGAGAGCCCCACCCUGGCCCCAGCACCCCCCACAACAGGGUGCGGGGACAGCUGCAGAGGGGGUGGCCCUGGGCGGAUGGCCCUCAGGGCGGGGUGCCGGGGAGGGGCCAGCUCCCCAGUUAAUGUCACACCGGGUCCAGAGUCUGCUGGGGGUGCUGGGGGCAGGAGCCAGUCAGGUGCCGAGGGAGGGAAGGAGGGCCCCUGCCAGGCCGGCCUGCCGCGGUCACCCGCAGGGGACCCCUGCUCCACAGCUCUCAGUCCUGAGUUCUGGCUCGCGCUCAGCCAUGAAGACCCUGGGGACGCUGGUCGUACUGGGAGCCUGGCUCUUCUCGCCUGCCCAGGCCCAGGACCCUGAGCGGCGGCUGAAGCCCUGGCUGGUGGGCCUGGCGGCGGUGGUGGGCUUCCUGUUCAUCGUCUUCGUGCUCAUGCUGGCCAACCGCAUCUGGUGCUCCAAGGCCAGAGCCGAGGACCAGGCGGACACCGUGAGGAUGGAGCCCAAUGUGUACCAGGACGUGAACCCCAGGGAGGGAGGCAGGG